GGAGGAGGAGAAGAACCAGAAGGAAGAGGAGGAGGAGGAGGAGGAGAUGAACCAGAAGGAAGAAGCGGUCAAUGUUCAGAAUGUAGACAAAGUAGAUGAAGAAGAAUUUGUUCAAGAACCAGUAAUGGGGGAAGAGAAAUUGGCUAAUUCCAAGCAGCAAUCAGAAUCGGAAGGAGAUGCGCUCCCCCCGCCCCCAGAUUUUCAUUCUUUGCUCCAAUCGGUGAGCGAUCUGGAGAAGCUGCAUGGCGCCCUGUCUAAAUUUCUGCGCGAAUGGAAAUAUCUUAAAGGUUCCAUUGAGUCGAUCAAUGUCGCCAUCGAUGCACACGCAUCCUUCCAGCAGGAUGCCCUUUCGCCCGAGCAGGAGAAGGAUGAGCGCAGCGAGCAGGCGAAGGAGACGGAUGAACGCAGCGAGCUGGCGAAGGAGAAGGAUGAGCGCAGCGAGCAGGCGAAGGAGAAGGAUGAGCGCAGCGAGCAGGCGAAGGAGAAGGAUGAGCGCAGCGAGCUGGCGAAGGAGAAGGAUGAGCGCAGCAGGAUCGAGAUUAUUUGCGACGAUAUGGACGGGAAAUCACUUCGGAGAUACGUCGAAUCCAAUUUAUCGGAUAUUGAUCUGCUUCGCGAUGAGGUACCUGAGGCGCUUCGCCGCAUCCCAAACCCAGAAGAGCUCGUUUUUGUUGCCGUAGGAAAGUUCUACACGCAGGGAAGAAGGGCUUACAAUUACGGCUCGCAACUUAUUUCUAUUCGCCGCGCUGGCAUUCUUUUGUUGGAGUUCUUAGUCCUCUCAGGCCGCCCCACCGGAGAUUCUUCGGUGAAGGAGAAGGCAAUGGAUGGAGCCCUUCUCUGGUGGAAGCGGCUGGUUAGUGAAAAAAUCGACUCUGCAACCGCAGAGGAUUCCUGUGGCCUCGUUCUCUACUUAGCAUGCUUUGGCAUUCCAAAGAACUUUGAUUCCGAAGAUCUCUGCAUCCUUUUCAAGAAGAGUAAUCUGAAGAAGAAUAUCGAUGUUUUCCGCAGAUCAAACAUCCUAGUCGCGAGGAUCCCGGGUGUUUUAGACGAUUUAAUCAAAGCAAGAAUGUAUUUUGAAGUUGCUGAACUUUCCUGUUAUUUUGGGCUAACUGAAACAUUCUCCCCUCUGCCUUUGCUCUCAUCCUUCGCGGCAAAAGUCAUUCAUACUGGAAACUUUGAGCGAAAAAGAUCACAAGAUUCGGCGUUCUCAGCGAAAGAAGCCAAUACCAGAGAAUUAAAAACCCUGAAAUCAGUUGUUGAGUUUCUGGAGGAGCACAAGUUGGACGCGCAUGAUCUCUCCUCCGUCAACAUUCAUAAAGAAAUCGCGAAGUUAGAAAAGUACAUUGAGGAGGAUGAAAAGAGAUCCAGAGAAAAAAGGAUCCUAAAGCGAAAAUCUCCGCAUUCUAUCGCCGACGAGAAACCCGAAACUCGGUUCAGAGAAUCCCAUCCUCCUCCUGCUUCAAGAACUCCCCGUAGAACUCCUUCGCUGCCUCCAUUUCCUGGUUCAAACUCUGAAAAUCCACUGCUUUCAGCAGCAGUUAGUAACAGCAGAGAGUAUUCUUAUGAUUGGGGAAGAAGAUAUCCCAUCCUGCCGGCGGGUUACGAGUCGUCGGCCAUGAAUUAUUUUCGAGCUCCACUGUUCUAUCAGUCACAGGCUUCUUCUGUGUAUGAAAAUGGCAAAGGGAUUUCGGGUCGAAAUGUGUAUCAGUUUGUUGAUAAUUUUAUUGAACGUGAAGAACGGCGUAGUAAAUCCUAUAGAAGCAGUAAUAGUUCUCCAGGUGGUGCUGGGUUGGGUCUCUACUGAUUCAACCGGGUUGCUAUUGUUGUGAGUCUGAUUUAUAGGUUCUUUUAUUUGAG
Molecule: messenger RNA, 1857 nt
Organism: Phalaenopsis equestris
Lineage: Eukaryota; Viridiplantae; Streptophyta; Magnoliopsida; Asparagales; Orchidaceae
Product: protein FRIGIDA-like
Exons: 3
Coding region: 47-1804 (585 amino acids)
Source: RefSeq, a predicted model, not a curated record